AUGGCUCCCUUCUCUGGGGACGGUGUGCUAUGGCUCUGCCUAGGUAUCUCAUUAUUCUUCGCCGUCCGUGGCAUCGCUACAGACCUCCGUCAAGUCGUUGAUCUGACAGAAAUCAAACAUGUUGAAAAGGAAGACAAGAUCAUUAGCGAAGGGACAGAAGAAGCUCUCAAUUUAAAUACACUCUUAAAGCUUUCUCAAAGCACGAGCCAUGACCUCCGGGCUGCGGCCUUGCGCAUUAUUUCAGAAAGAUCCACCAAGGGAGACACUCGUGACUUGCUCUUGGAGGAACUGGCAUCCAGAAACAAAGUCCAACAAGCUCGAGCUUUGAAUGCAUUGAACUUUCUAGUGUCCAAUCGAGCCCUCACUCGUACUUCGAUUUGUGGGCGACUUGCCGACCUUCCCACCUUUACCGCUCUAAUCAAUUGCCUCUGCAAUUUCCUAGAAGAACAUGUUGAAAAGACCACAACGACAAACUCGCCCAUCCUACCAAAGACAAGACCUAUGGGAGAAAAAAAGGCGCUCAAUAUCUUGAACCUAUUGUUGCCGGAGAACGUACCCGAUGCGUUGGAAGCGGGGAUCAUCAGCCGGUGGCUCUGCAGGUAUCCUUUCCCAUGUGCGUUGGCCGAGCCUUCUCGCCGACGGGACGUGGUGAUUCUCAUGAAAACCUGGUGGUCAGAUGAUGCAGUCAUGAGUUCGAUAUUCAGCAUACUUUCCUCACAUCCGGAUGGGGUCAAGCAGUUGCGCAAGCAUGGGUUGAUGGGCAGCAUGAUAGAAGAAAAUGACCAUGACGAGGAGGAUGAUGAUGAUGCCGACAGUGAUAUAUGGAUGGUAGAUGCAGAUGAGGCAGGAGGUACAUUUGGUCGAAGUCCCCGUCGACCGCAAGAAGGAAGUGCUGAAGAUCAAGCACAGCGCCGACGAAGGAGAGAAGCUAUGGUCUUUAGCGAUAGUGGACAGCCGAUUGGCAGCGACGACAUCAUUCAGCGACCUAUUGAUUGA
Messenger RNA from Penicillium soppii, 996 nucleotides. RefSeq lists its product as uncharacterized. The transcript has 5 exons. Lineage: Eukaryota; Fungi; Ascomycota; Eurotiomycetes; Eurotiales; Aspergillaceae. The record is from RefSeq and is a predicted model, not a curated record. Bases 1 to 996 code for a protein of 331 amino acids.